CGACGACUCCCUUGAGUUUCAAAAAUCUCCGUCUGUGUUGGCGAAUACUGCGGUGCAUUGUCACGCGCUCCAGCACUCAUCGAAGUACCCUCGUGCCACCUGCUGGCUUCUCGUCUGCUCCAAUGAGCGGGAUAACUCGGCACACACGACUCUGAUCGCACCAAACUGAUCUUAUAGCCGGAAGCCCACUUGUCCGCAUGUCCCCUGUUGAUCAGGCGCGCGGAUGUGAUCCCGCUUCUGCCCUGCUCCCCAGCCAAGGCUAAAUUCAAAAGAAUAUAGAAUCGAGCUGCGCCUGCCUUCGCAGUCUUUUUGGACCAUUCGCUCUGCUGCAUCCCAGGCGUCACGGCGGUGCUACGCAGCAACGCAACCAUUCCAAGUGCAAGAAAUCCCUGCUCGAGGUAACUGAAAUCAUCGCCAUACCAUGGACAGCUCAUAACUAUGGAGCAUGCGAUUUACUACAGACAGGAUUGUUUUGUAUCUUGUUUUACCCCUUGCCCACUCCACAGUGCCCCUUGAAGACGUAUUAAACUUCAUGCGUACAUGUUGCUCCGGUACUGUGGAAAGAUAAGGCAAUACGGAAACCAAAGCGAAGUACUCGUCAAUUCUGAUUUGCUGAGCGCUUUAAGAACGUGAAAUGGCAGAGAAGAAAUAACACCUGUUCAAGCUGCAAUUGCGUUUGGAUCUACACACAACCGCGAAGGUGACGGUCACGGUCAGAACCCGCAUUGCAACACGAAGUCAGCGCCGGGCUACCGGCUCAUUCCCUUUCCCUGGAAACGGACAGGCGGUCAGACGGAGGCACGUACCCUGCGUGACAUUGUUGAAGAGCCGGAUCCCAGAGAAAGACGUUUGGAAGUUUAGAAGAAAUGGGCUACACAAUUCGAGUCAAGAAACCCUGCCAUCCAGUAACAGCGGCAGGGAAAUUCUGAUCCGCGUUUCGUAUGACGGGAAAAGGGUUCUGACACCACCUGUUCUAUGGGACGGAAAUCGAUGUGAAACUAAGGUGAACUUCGCUUAAAAUCGUCCGUCCGUUACCCAUAGCAGCCUGUGGGACGCGCGUGCAUUAUCAAUUCCUUCCACGCUUUUCUAUGUGAGCGAGCGAGGGAUGGAGGAGGUACAGGUACCGGCUUGGGGAUUAUAAUUAGGACCGUCGCGCACGGAGGCACCAGAAGAAGAAACAUGAACGGUGAGUGCACCCCGGAGAGGGAGGAGGGCGGCGGGCGGCGGGCCGCCGGCGAGCGAAGCCGGGCUGCGGAGGCGCUGGAGUGCGAGAAGCACCACUGCGGCAGGUGCAAGACUUGCACCUCGCGCUUCCAUAAGUUUUUCAUCUCACGAGUGGGAGAGGACUGGAUCUAUCUCAUCCUCCUGGGCCUUCUCAUGGCCCUGGUCAGCUGGUUCAUGGACUACGCCAUCGUGUUCUUUCAGCAAGCACAGAAGUGGAUGUAUAAGGGCCUGGGAUAUAAUGUGCUGAUGCAGUACCUGGCCUGGGUCGCCUACCCUGUGGUGCUCAUCACCUUUUCUGCAGGGUUCACUCAGAUACUGGCUCCACAGGCUGUGGGCUCUGGCAUUCCGGAGAUGAAGACCAUCCUCCGUGGCGUGGUGCUGAAGGAAUACCUGACCUUCAAGACCUUCGUGGCCAAGGUCAUCGGCCUCACCUGCGCCCUGGGCAGUGGCAUGCCCCUGGGAAAGGAGGGCCCCUUUGUGCACGUUGCUAGCUUGUGUGCCGCAUUGUUGAGCAAGUUCAUGUCUCUUUUCGGUGGGGUCUACAUGGAAGAACCCUUUGAAGGAAAUAAGAACGAGCUGCGGAACAUCGAGAUGCUGUCGGCCGCCUGCGCCGUGGGAGUGGGCUGCUGCUUCGCCGCCCCCAUCGGAGGUGUAUUAUCUCUCUUCUCUCUGUGUGACAGUGUACUCUAGUAUGAGGUGACUCACUUCUUCGCCGUGCGGAACUACUGGAGGGGCUUCUUCGCCGCCACGUUCAGCGCCUUCAUCUUCAGAGUGCUGGCGGUGUGGAACCAGGAUGAGGAGACCAUCACGGCCCUGUUUAAGACGCGCUUUCGUUUGGACUUUCCCUUCGACCUGCAGGAGCUCCCGGCCUUCGCUGUGCUGGGGAUUAUCAGUGGAUUUGGAGGGGCUCUGUUUGUCUACUUAAAUAGACUGAUCGACCAGUUCAUGCAACAGCCAAAAAGCAUCAACAAGGUCCUGAUGAAGAAUCAGUUGGUGUACCCUGCCCUGGUUACUCUGCUGAUAUCUACUCUGACUUUUCCCCCUGGGUUUGGACAAUUCAUGGCUGGACAGCUGACCCAGCAUGAAGCCCUGGUGGCUCUGCUGGACAACCGGACCUGGACCAAGCAGGGCGUGGCUGAUGAGUUUUACUACAUCGGCCCCGUCAAGGUGUGGAAACAUCCGCACCUCAACGUGUUCAUCACCCUCAUCCUCUUCAUCAUCAUGAAGUUCUGGAUGUCUGCUUUGGCAACCACUAUGCCGGUGCCAUGUGGGGCUUUCAUGCCAGUUUUUCUAAUUGGGGCUGCGUUUGGUCGGCUGGUCGGUGAGAUCAUGGCCACCUGGUUCCCGGACAGCAUCCACCCCGACGGCAGCAUCUAUCCCAUUGUGCCUGGGGUGUACGCUGUAGUGGGCGCAGCGGCCCUCUCCGGCGCGGUCACGCACACGGUCUCGACGGCGGUCAUCGUGUUCGAGCUGACCGGGCAGAUCGCGCACAUCCUGCCGGUGAUGAUCGCGGUGAUCCUGGCCAACGCCGUGGCCCAGAGCCUGCAGCCCUCCCUGUACGACUCCAUCAUCCGCAUCAAGAAGCUGCCCUACCUGCCCGAGCUGGGCUGGGGGCACCACGAGAGGUACAGUAUCCAUGUAGAGGACAUCAUGGUGCGGGACGUGCGCUACAUCACCCUAAACUGCUGCUACAGGGACCUGCGGGACGUCCUGCUGAUCAGCCACCUCAAAACCGUAGCGCUGGUGGAGUCUACGGAGUCGAUGAUCCUGCUGGGGUCCAUCGAGCGUUCGCGGCUGCAGUCGCUGCUCUCUCACCAGCUGAGCCGCCCGCGCAGGCGGGAGUACCUGCGGGAGCGCACCCAGGAGCGCCACGCCGACCUGCCCCCCCAGGAGCGCCACGCCAACCUGCCCCCCCAGGAGUGCCACGCCAACCUGCCCCCCCAGGAGCAGACCCGCAGCCAGGAGACCCUGCUGGAGGAGGACCAGGAAGUACGCUACCUGAUCUCUACAGAGAGGUCAUCUCUCAGCUCCCAGAGGCCCCUGAAGUCUGUCCUCAAGAGGGAAAGCAGCCUCAAGAAUAUGGAGACUCAGUCCAGUGCUUUGAGGAGCUCCACCUCCAGCCUGCAGAAGGAACCUGUGGAGAACAAUGGGGGUUCGGCGCCCCCCGAGGGCCGCAAGCAGAAGCGCGUGAGGAUAACAACUGCGGAAGUCCCACGUGCAGAGGAUGACAUGACCUUAGCAGAGGUCGCCGAGUGGGAGGAGCUACAGCUGGCCGAGCCAGUCGACUUCAGCAACUGCAAGAUCGACCCCGCCCCUUUCCAGCUGGUGGAACGGACAUCGCUCCACAAGACCCACACCAUCUUCUCCCUGCUCGGCCUGGACCACGCCUACGUCACCAGCAUCGGGCGGCUCGUUGGAGUCGUCUCACUGAAGGAGCUGCGAAAGGCCAUCGAGGGAUCCGUGACCGUGAAAGGGGUGAAAGUGCGCCCCCCGCUGGCCAGUUUCCGAGAUAGCGGCUCCAGCAAUCGGGAGGCGGAGGCCACGGAGCUCCACAGGCUGUGGGACCGCCACCGGACGCUGACGCUUCCGCGGGAGCCACACCCAUCCGAACCCGGGGGCCAAUCGCGGCCAUCGCACGAAAAGAGCUCCGGCCAGGACGAAUCACAGCUGCCCUAUGUGCAAAGCCCCUCCCACAAUGACAGCAAAUCACAGCCUCCGUAUGACAGUAGCCCCUCCCACAAUGGCAGCAAAUCACAGGUUCUGUGUGAGAGUAGCCCCUCCCACAAUGGCAGCAAAUCACAGGUUCUGUGUGAGAGUAGCCCCUCCCACAAUGGCAGCAAAUCACAGGUUCUGUGUGAGAAUAGCCCCUCUCACAAUGACAGCGAAUCACUGCCGCUGUAUGAAAACAGCCCCUCCCACAAUGACAGCGAAUCACUGCCGCUGUAUGAAAACAGCCCCUCCCACAAUGACAGCGAAUCAAUGCCGCUGUACGAAAUCAGCCCCUCCCACAAUGACAGCGAAUCAAUGCCGCUGUACGAAAUCAGCCCCUCCCACAAUGACAGCGAAUCAAUGCCGCUGUACGAAAUCAGCCCCUCCCACAAUGAGAAUGAUCCACAGCUGCCAUACGAAUACACCCCCUCUUACAGUGACAACAUAUCAUUUGAACACGAUGAGGGACCGCAACUAGUGUACAAAUUUAGCCCCUCCCACAAUGAGUACAAAUCAGUGUACAGCUCCCACAGCAUGGACCAAUCACAGCUCUCGUAUGAACACAGCCCAUCCCACAAUGUGACCAAAUCUCAGUUGCCAUACAAGUACAGCCCUUCCCGCAGCGAGGACCAAUGACAGCUUCCGUACGAGCACAGCCCCUCCCACUUCAAGGAUGAGUCUAAGUGAGGGCAACCGAAAAAAGAAUGAUGAAUCCUCAGGGCUAGUUGAGUGAGCUCAUGAUUGUGUGUGUGUGUGUGUGUGUGUGUGUGUGUAUGUGUGUGUCUAUUGUACCUUAACCAUAGACAAUGUGUUGAAAAUGUUGUUCAUUUACUGUAAAUAGGACGUAGGCUGACAGGGCUUUGUGUGUGUGUGUGUGUGUGUGUGUGUGUGUGUGUGUGUGUGUGUGUGUACAGGGGAGAGGGGGAAUAGUGAGGGAGGGGGAGGGAAUGUAGACAUGUACUUAGGCAUAUUGCAGAUGCUUGCAGAAAGAGUUGUGCAAUGACCUACCUUAAAACUGCAGCAUCCAUUUAUUGAUACCAAACCAGAAGAAAAUAGUUCCAUGAAUUUUCAUGGCAAUUUCUGGUUUACUUAUAACCCUUUAAGCUGCGAGGCCACAAAUAUGAGAUUAAAAUGUUCUUAACUGAACAUUCUAAUGCUGCUGUAACAAUCACUACCGGAUAUUGAAAGCGAUGGAGUUCUAGAACACUGAUUUAGAAUUCAGAAGGGAAAAAAAAAAACUAUUCUUCAAAAGGUUAACUUUCAUCUCUGAUUUAUUUCUCUUCUCCUGAUUAGGAAAAAAAAAACCUCACGUUUAGUAGUCCCACCAGCUGCGGCUGCGCAGUCAGUCAGUGCAUUCUUACGCAUCAUGCGCAGCUGCAGCUGCAGCUGGGGCAGACAGGCAGGCGGCGGGCACCCGAUUUGGCUAGGAGGGCGCCGGGAGACCCUGCCUAGCUGCGGCUUGUCUCCACGGGGCAGGGCAGCCGGCCACUUCACACCGGCCCGGCCAGGACUCGACGGUGGACCGUAGGCCAGCAGUGUCUGCACAUGCUCCCCAACUGACUCCGCCCACGUCCACUAAACCCACCCACGUCUGCUACAUGUAGCACACGCUAGGCACUUUAACCAACGGAGCAAGUCCCUUAUACAGGGAAAUGAAUGAGGAGUUCACUCACUCUCUCUCUCUCUCUUUCUCUCUCUCUCUCUUUAUAUAUAUAUGUAUAUAUAUAUAUAUAUAUACAUAUAUAAUGUAUAGACUCACACAUUCAAACACUUACAUACAUAACUUUGUGUGCACAUGCACAUUCACAUAAUACCUGUACAUGUAUUUAUGUAUAUAUGUCUGUGCAUAUAUUCAUACACGUGUUUGUAGUAAAUGUACAGAACCGCAUUUGAAAUUACCACUAUUUUAUGUCGAUGUGAAAAUUAUUUACCCAGAUGACUGGAAACUGUACAACGGCAGAGAUUUACAUGGCAUAUAUAUAUAUAUAUAUAUAUAUAUAUAUAUAUACAUAUAUAAGGGGAAGCGCGUUCGGUGGUAGUGUGUGAAAUUUACCACCGUUUGAAUGGUGACCGUGUUGUGGCGGAUGCAUGAACUGUUUCUCAUAGACAGAGCGAGGGCUUGGGUUUUUUUCUUCUUCUAGUUUUUACAAUAUGAAAACCUUACUGUAGACUCUCCGGGUACUGCUUCGGGACCUGUAUCAUCUUUGAUUUCUCUUUCACUGUGGAUUUUUCACAACAAAAAAAAACAGUUUAUGUGUAAUAAAUGUCAGGAAAGUCAUCGGACAGCAAGCAUUUGUUUGUCGUGUAACAAUAACUAUUUAAGCUGUGCAAAACUUAUUUGAUAAAUUACAGUACUAUGCAUUGUCGAUUGUUUAUGAACACCUGCUACUUUGAAAUAGCUUAAUCUUACCAUAGAAGAGAAGUUAUUGCCAGAAAAGGCGAUGUUGCACCUGAAAUGGCCACUUUCUCAAAUUUGGCCUGAUAAUUGCUCAUUUUAAUUACUCAGAUUCAACUAUUACAUUACAUUUAGCAGAUGCUUUUAUCCAGAGCGACUUACAUUGUAUCCAAAUAUACAGCUGGAUAUAUACUGGAGCAAUGCAGGUUAAGUACCUUGCUCAAGGGUAUGAAGGCAGUGUCCUAACGAGGAAUCGAACCUGCGAUCUUUAGGUUACAAGACCGAUUCCUUAGCCAUUAUACUACACUGCCGCCCACACACAACCAAAGCUCGAGGGACACGUGAAGCAAAACGCUGUCCUUAAAAAUUGCGAAAAGAGGCAAACCCCUCAUAUCUGAGCAUCAGAGAUCUUUUACACAAUGUUAUCCGAGCGAUUACACACACACAGGUAAUGCAGUGCAUUCUGAGCAAUAACUCCUCAUCUCAUCAUUGCAAAAACCCAUUCACUAUGUCCCUGGAACAUGAAUGUAAUAUAACUGCUUAAUAACUGUCUAAAAAAUAAUAAUAAUAAUUUUUAAAAAACACAAUGUUUUAAGGUGUAUAAACUGUAUCACGUAUUUGUGUCCACAUCUCUGACCAUGCUACUUUAGAAGACUUUAGAAGACAGGGUGACAUAGCUCAGGAGGUAAGAGCGUUUGUCUGGCAGUCAGAGGGUUGCCGGUUCGAUCCCCCGCCCUGGGCGUGUCGAAGUGUCCCUGAGCAAGACACCUAACCCCUAAUUGCUCCCAACGAGCUGACUGGUACCUUGCAUGGCAGCCUUUCACCGUUGGCGUGUGUGAGUGUGUGUGUGAAUGGGUGAAUGAGAGGCAUCAAUUGUGAAGUGCUUUGGAUAAAGGAGCUAUUUAAAAGCAGUCCAUUUACCAUAUACCAAGACUCUGUUCGUACUCUCUGAUAACAAAAGGGUAGCUGUAGACUCACCUGUGUUAGUUUCUGUACAUACUGUACAUAUAAGCAGACAAUAGAAAUAGUGUUUUGUACAUCAGAGGUGAAUAAAAUGCAAAAAAAGUGCUGAAA
Messenger RNA from Anguilla rostrata (American eel), 7402 nucleotides. RefSeq names its product chloride channel, voltage-sensitive 2a (gene clcn2a). The transcript has 25 exons. Gene Ontology annotation, molecular function: voltage-gated chloride channel activity. Gene Ontology annotation, cellular component: plasma membrane. The record is from RefSeq and is a predicted model, not a curated record. Lineage: Eukaryota; Metazoa; Chordata; Actinopteri; Anguilliformes; Anguillidae. Gene Ontology annotation, biological process: transmembrane transport; chloride transport.